Etheostoma cragini (Arkansas darter) is the source of this 9960-nucleotide messenger RNA. RefSeq names its product vacuolar protein sorting-associated protein 13C-like. The transcript is spliced from 72 exons. NCBI's taxonomy places the organism in Eukaryota, Metazoa, Chordata, Actinopteri, Perciformes, Percidae. Bases 124 to 9744 code for a protein of 3206 amino acids. Gene Ontology annotation, cellular component: extrinsic component of membrane. The record is from RefSeq and is a predicted model, not a curated record. Gene Ontology annotation, biological process: protein retention in Golgi apparatus; mitochondrion organization; protein targeting to vacuole.
UCAUUACACUCAACGCGCAGACAGAACCAAUCGAUCUCACACAGCAGCGGAUCCCCGAGCAGCAAACCUUCCUGACGUUGAACCCACAGCAGGUCCCACCCGGUCCACCCGGAGCUUCCAGCCAUGGUCUUCGAGUCUCUGGUCAGCGACCUGCUAAACAGGUUCAUCGGAGACUACGUGGAGAACCUGGACAAGUCCCAGCUCAAGAUCGGGAUCUGGGGGGGAAAUGUAGUUCUGGAGAAUCUGAAGGUGAAGGAGAACGCGCUGAGCGACUUCGAUGUCCCAUUUAAAGUGAAGGCGGGACAGAUCGGGAAACUGACGCUGAAGAUCCCCUGGAAGAACCUGUACAACGACGCCGUGGUCGCCACGCUGGACGGACUGUACCUGCUGGUUGUCCCCGGAGCCACGAUAAAGUACGAUGCAGCGAAGGAGGAGCGCUACCAGCAGGAGGCGAAGCAGAGGGAGCUGCAGCGUAUCGAGGAGGCGCUGCAGACGGCUGCACGCAGAGCGUCUCAAUCUGGAGAUCUGCUGUUCAGCCUGGAGAGGGUUGUUUACAAGGGGGCUCCCAACGUCUCCAAAGGAAGUAAAAAACACAAAAAGCCUAUAAAAGGCUUGAGGAAGCUGAAACGCCAUGACAACAAAGCAGGUAAGGGUGGCCGGGCCUUCAGGUUCUCUCGGUGCUGCCUGAUGUUGGACCAGCACCACAUUUGGAUGGAGCGCCGGACCUGCACCUCCAGGACGCUGUUACAGGCGUACCUCCACCUGGCAGGGCCAGAGAUCAGGGUUAAGACUCAGAGAUCAGGGUCAGAGAUCAGGGGGGCGUUCUUCACCAUGCAGUCCACCGACUCCAGCAGCUCCAGCAGGCUUAGGCCGAAGUCCUGGACCUCCAGGUGCAGCCUGGCUGUCUGUCUACCUGUCUGUCUACCCUUCUACCUGGGCCUUGGUGAUCUCCAGGCCGAUGUCCUGGACCUCCAGGUGCAGCCUGGCUGUCUGUCUACCUGUCUGUCUCUCUACCUGGGCCUUGGUGAUCUCCAGGCCGAUGUCCUGGACCUCCAGGUGCAGCCUGGCUUUGGGACUCUGGAGCUCGAGCUCAGCCGGUCCGGUUUGGACGACCUGAUGACGGCUGCGGAGAAAGAGAAACUCUACACGGCCAUCGGCUACAGCGGCAGCUCCCACAACCUGGCUCUGCCAAAACAGUACGUGUCGGUGGUCGUCUCCUUCCAGCUCUGCAGGACCUCUGUGACCAUCAGGGACCAGCCCCACAUCCCCGAGAUCCUGAAGAUCCAGAUCAUAGACCUGAGCACCAGGAUCUCCCAGAGACCAGGAGCACAGGCCCUCAGGGUGGAGGUGACGCUGCAGCACUGGUUUGUUACCGGUUUACAGCAGCGGGGGGCUGAGCCUGGGGGGGGGCAGGGGGGGGCUUUGCCCUCCCUCAUCGCCUCCCUCGGGGACUCUACUACUUCUCUGCUCAGCGUGGUGUUCGAGCUGAACCCCGAGGAGGGGGGCGCCGACCAGCUGCUCCGGGUCCAGUCCCAGCCGGUGGAGCUGAUCUACGAUGCGCUGACGGUGAACAGCCUGGCCGACUUCUUCCACACCGGGGGGGGGCUGGACCUGGACGUCCUGGCGUCGGCAACGCGCUCCAAACUAGAGGAGAUCAAAGAGAAAACUGCUGCAGGUCUGUCUCACAUCAUUGAGACCAGGAAGGUCCUGGACCUGAGAAUCAAUCUGAAACCGUCCUACCUGCUCAUCCCAAAGUCUGGUUUCUAUAGCGAAACGUCAGACCUCAUCGUCGUGGACUUUGGCAGCUUACAGUUGACCAGUGUGGAGCAGUGUGUAUCUUCCCCCUCCUCGUCUCUGGAGGAGAUCAUGGAUCGAGCCUACGAGAGAUUCAACGUGGAGUUACGACGAGUUCAGGUUCUCUACAGCAAAUCAGGUACAGACACACACACAGACAUGGUCGAGUGUGACUCUGCGCAGGUAAGCGGCGACGCUCAGGUCGGAGCUCCGCCUCUUCCCUUCAGCUCCCAGCUGACAGACGCUGAGAGACAGAACGGUCUUCUCCAGGUCCUCCUGCCGGUACCUGAACACACCAGUCACCCACAGCACCUGAACGCACCACGGGAGCAGGUCACAUGGGGACUAACUAACCUCUUUGACCUCGACCUUGAAGUGAAGGUCGGUGAGGUCGUGGAUCUCCGAGCGCUGCAGCUCGUCGUCAGGAGACUUCUCGCUGCCGUCAUCGUCCGAAGCAGCGGCAGCUCCCCCGACACCUUGAACCUGACACAGAAGAAAUGUCUCAGGGACAAGCACAUGUCCCCAGGUAAGACCUACCUGGACAUGUGUCCCCCAGGGAUCGAUGCGUCAGUGUUGGUGCAAGCCAAGAAGACUGAGGUGUUCGCUCGUCUCCGGGACAUCGUGGUCACAGAUGUCCACCCCACAACUGUCCACAGAAAGGCAGUGUCCAUUGUCGGCGAGGAGGUGUUCAGCUUCAACCUCUUGUUGUUUCCGGGGGCGACGCUGGGGGACGCUUACAGUGACACGUCGAGGACGGACGGGAAGCUGACGCUGCGUCUGGGCUGCAUCCAGAUUGUCUACCUGCACAAGUUCCUCAUGUCUCUGCUGGCGUCUUUUAGCUUUCAGUCUGCUGAUGAGGUGUUCGUGGAUAACUUCCAGGCGGCCAAAGCGGCGGUGAGCGCGGCGACGGUCCAGGCGGCGGAGAAGGCGGCGUCCAGCGUGCGCGGUCUGGCCCAGAAGAGCUUCCGUCUGUCCAUGGACAUCAGGCUGAAAGCUCCGCUCAUCAUCAUCCCCCAGUCCUCCAGCUCCCACAAUGCACUGGUGAUGGACCUAGGGCUCCUCACGGUGGCCAACAGCUUCUCUCUGCUGUCGGCCGACGGCUUCGCGCUGCCCGCCGUCGUCGACCAGAUGGAUGUGCAGCUCACGCAGCUCAAACUCUCCAGGACAACGCUGAUGCCGCGGAGCUCCGCCCACCUCGACAUCCAGAUGCUGCAGCCAAUUAACUUGGAGCUUUCCGUCACCAGGAACCUGUCUACUUCCUGGUUCACCCGGAUCCCCGGAGUCCAGGUCCAGGGAGAGCUGCGCUCCCUUAAUAUGAGUCUGGGUGAGGAAGACCUUGCGGUGCUGAUGAAGAUCCUGGUGGAGAACAUCGGGGAGGGAAGCAGAGACAUUAGAAGGGACGCCCCGAGACACCCCACUCAAGAGAAGCAGCAGGUUGAGGUGUUACCUGGCCGAGAGUUGGCGUCUAACCAUAACGAAGCUCCGCCCGAAAACACCGUCAACGUUCUGCUCAACUUUGAAAUAAAAGAGGUGCUGCUGACCCUGACGAAGCCCAGAGACCAGGUCCAGGUGCCGUUCCUGGUCUUUCAGGUGGCUCACUUGGGCAUCAACACGCAGGUGAAGCAGUACGACAUGGUCGCCACGACCUUCAUCAACAGGAUUGCCAUGAAGUGCCUGGAGUUCAAAGACUCGAGAGGCGAGCCGUUGUGUCUCAUCAGCUCGUCGGGGGAGGCCGGGGCCGAGCUGCUCAAAGUGCAGUACUUCAAGGCCGACUGCUCGGCGCCCGACUUCUCGUCGGUCUACAACAACACGGAGCAGAGGAUCAACGUGAUGUUUAUGUCUCUCGACCUUCUCCUCCACACUGAGGCUCUGCUGUCGACCAUCAACUUCCUGUCGGCGGCGUUGUCGUCCGGCGGUGAGACGUCUCCGGAGAGAGACGCCAGACCCAGGAAAGAGAGGACGUCCAAAUCCACCACCGUGACAUCACCUGCUAAGAGUGACAUCAUUGACCUGAAGGUGAUGAUGUCACUGGGAGCCUUCAACGUGCUGGUGUGUGACCAGAGCUGCAACAUGGCCGACAUCAAGAUCCAAGGGAUUCAUGGCUCUCUUCUGAUGCAAGGAACCCAGACUCACAUCUCCGCGCGCCUCAGAGACUUCAUCAUUCUCAACGUCGACCCCAAAAGCAUCCACAAAAAGGCGAUCUCCAUCGUGGGGGACGAGGUGUUCAGCUUCUCAUUGAGUCUGACGCCCAAAGCCACCGACGGCGCUGGCUACGCCGACACGUCUCGGUCCGACGGCCGGGUGAAGCUCAACGUGGGCUGCAUCCAGGUGGUCUACCUGCACAAGUUCUUCAUGUCUCUGCUGAACUUUGCAGACCACUUCCAGGCGGCCAAAGCGGCGGUGAGCGCGGCGACGGUCCAGGCGGCGGAGAAGGCGGCGUCCAGCGUGCGCGGUCUGGCCCAGAAGAGCUUCCGUCUGUCCAUGGACAUCAGGCUGAAAGCUCCGCUCAUCAUCAUCCCCCAGUCCUCCAGCUCCCACAAUGCACUGGUGAUGGACCUAGGGCUCCUCACGGUGGCCAACAGCUUCUCUCUGCUCAGCGUGGACGGAUACCCGCUGCCCGUCGCCGUCGACGACACGCACGUGCAGCUCACGCAGCUCAAACUCUCCAGGACCUUCCUGGACCUGGUCUCGGAGCAACCCGGGGCCGAGCUGCUGGAACCAGUCAACCUGCAGCUGAACAUCAGGAGGAACCUCGCAGCUUCCUGGUAUCACAAGAUGGUCGCCAUGGAGAUCAAUGGAGAUCUGAAGCCCAUGAAGGUGGAGUUGAGUCAAGAGGACCUGGCGGUGCUGCUGAGGAUCAUGACGGAGAACCUGGGCGAGGCCAGCGGUCUUGACCCCCCUGCCCCGAGACCGGACUCUGGUCUGCAGCUCCGCGUGGCCGGAGCCCCCCCCACAGGUGAGGGGGGCAAGCCCCCUGGGACCAGUGAUGCAGACGAGGACGAAGCUCUGGUGACGAUGCAGUUUAACUUCAACAUCAAGUCUCUGGCUCUGGUUCUGUUCAGCAACGCCCCCCAACAGCUUGCGCACCCCCAGCGCCAGCAGAACCUGCGUUUGGGAGAGUUGGCGCUGCACCAGCUGAAAACCUCGGGGAAGAUCCUGAGGGACGGCAGCAUGGAGGUGACGGCCGUCCUCCACAGCUGCACCCUGGAGGACCUGAGGACAGGCCUGGACCGGGUCACCUCACGGAUGGUGGGUCGGCGAGACGAGGACUCCCCCGAGGCGAUGAUGGACGUGACGUACCGGCAGAGCGCCACCCAGCGGGACGUGGUGGCUAUCCUGCAGAAACUCUACCUGUGUGCCAGUGUGGAGUUCCUUAUGGCCGUGGCCGACUUCUUCCUCCAGGCUCUGCCGCAGAGCCAGACCGGCACCGCCGGCAAACUGAGACAGAACGCCACUGCCGGCUUGGCAGAGAGCGACAGACUGCCACUGAGACAGACCACCGAGCCCCGAGCCAAUGCCAAGCCCGUGUCGGCGGUAAGGACCCGUCUGCGGGCGGUGGUUCUGGACCCGGAGGUGGUGUUCGUGGCGAGCCUGAUGAAGGCCGACGCCCCCGCCCUCACCUCCUCCUUCCAGUGUAACGUGUCGCUGCAGGACGAGCCGGACGGCAGUAAGAGCAUGAGGGCCAACCUGCGGGAGGUGAAGGUGCUUGCCUGCCGCUUCAUCCGGGACAAGGACGACCAAGCUGUCACCACCGUGUUAAGACCCUGCUCGGUCACCAUGGAGACCAGAUCCCACCCUAACCAACCCCUGAGUGGCUGUGUGACGGUAGAGGAAGUCAUCGUCAAGAUCUCUCCGUUCAUCCUCAACACCGUGAUGACGAUAACGGCCGCCAUGACGGCGAAGCAGGGUGCCGAGCAGAGGGAGGAGCCGCAGGCGGACGUCAGUGACCUCUGGUCCGUCAUGAACAUCUACGGCUGCAACUAUUGGUUCCUGGGGGUGGACCCGGCCACCGAGGUCACUGAGACCUUCAGGGACCCGGACGGGCGCAGCGAGGGUGAGACGUUCACCGCCGAGGUCAAGGUGGUCCAGGUGACUCUGGAAUCUGGUUUUGGUCACCGGACGGUCCCCUUGCUGCUCGCUGAGUCCACCUUCAGAGGAUCGGCCCAGAACUGGUCCUCCCUGCUGCAACUCAGAGCCGACAUGUCACUGGAGGUGAACUACUUUAACGAGGUCCAGGCGGUCUGGGAGCCGCUGAUUGAACGGGUGGACGCUGGCAGACGCCGAUGGAACCUGGAGCUCGAGAUGAAGAACCACCCCAUCAUGGACAGAAGUCCCGUCCACGGAGACGACUUCGUUAUUCUUCCUGAACCAUGCACGGCCGUCAGCGUCUGCUCCAAAGACACCAUGAACAUCACAGUGUCCCAGUGCAGCCUCAGCGUCCUGCACAACCUGGCCAAGGCGUUCUCCGAGAGUACAGACUCCACCUUUGACUCGUCUCUGAGAGAAAAAGCCCCGUUCACCAUCCGGAACUGUCUGGGGGUUCCCGUGGCGGUACAGCUAAGCACCAACCUGCGGCCGGUGCCGGAAUCGAUCCUGCAGCUGCCGGUGGGACACAGCAUGAACCAGGACCAGGACCAGGAAUCAAUCCUUCAGCUGCCGGUGGGACACAGCAUGAACCAGGACCAGGACCAGCAAUCGAUCCUGCGGCUCCCGGCGGGACACAGCGUAGACCUGCAGCACUCGUCGUAUGAACCAGCAUCCCGGGGAAAACUGUCCGCUCUGCAGCGGCAGGAGAGCCGCAUGUUCAACCUCAGCAUCGUUCCCUCCGGCUACAGUGAGAUCUCCAGUGUCUCCGUGGACAGACCGGGUCGCGUCCUCUUUACCGUCCGUAGUCCUGAGGACGCUGUGUCCGUCCUGCUGCAGGUGGACGCCGCCGAAGGGGACAAGGUCGUCACCCUGCGCUCCGCCCUGCAGAUAAUGAACCACUUCUCAGUACCGUUCACCGUGCUCCGGUACUGUCCUGUGUCCCGGUGUCUCCAGACCGUAGGACAGGCCGAGCCGGAGACAGAGUUCCAUGUCACCUUGGAAACUUACAGGAACUCGGCUGAGUCGUACGACGUCCAGGAGGGCAGCAAGUCGGACCUCCUGAACGCCCGUGUCUCUGGAGAGAUUCUGUCCCUGGCCCUGAUCAGGUACCAGGGCCGAGACUGGCAGGGACACCUCCGGAUCCAGCAGGACAUGCCCGAGUUCCUGUCCCUGUGUCUGGUCUGCGACUCGGACGCGAGCAUGACCCUGGACCUGAACGUCCACGUGGCGAGGACCUCCGGACGCUUGCUGCUGUCCCUCUUCAGCCCGUACUGGAUCAUCAACAAGACCUCCCGGGUCCUGCAGUACCGGGCCGAGGACUUCAGUGUCAAGCACCCCGCGGACUACCGGGACAUUGUCCUCUUCUCCUUCAGGAAGAAGAACCUCUUCAGCAAGAGCAAGAUCCAGCUCUGUGUGUCCACCAGUUCCUGGUCUGAUGGUUUCUCUCUGGACACCGUGGGGAGUUACGGCUGCGUUCGCUGUCCCUCCAACAACAUGGACUUCUUGGUGGGUGUAAGGAUCCAGAUGAGCAAUUUUAACCUGACCAGGAUCGUCACCAUGAGUCCGUUCUACACUCUGGUCAACAAGUCAUUGUAUGAGCUGGAGGUGGGCGAGGUCAGCACCCAGACCCCCACCCAGACCCCCAUCCAGACCCACACCCGCUGGCACUACAUCUCCUCUACAGAGUGCCUCCCUCUCUGGCCCGACAGCAGUUGUGAGAAGUUGUGUGUCCGUGUGGUCGGAUCUGAGUCCUCGUCCAAGUCCUUCUUCUUCAACCGGCAGGACAACGGCACCCUGCUGAGCCUGGACACGUGCGGGGGGGUCAUGGUGGACGUUAACAUCUCUGACCUCUCAACAAUCAUCAGCUUCACUGAUUACUACGAAGGAUCCGCUCCAGCCCUGCUGCUAAACCACACCCCCUGGGUUUCUGUCAGCUACAGACAGAGCGGCUCGGCGGUGGAUCACCAGCUGAAGCCCGGUGAGGCUCGGCGGUUUGCGUGGGACGACCCGGCCGGGGUCCGGACCCUCAGCUGGACCUGCAGGGACCACUCUGGAGAACUGGACCUGCUAAAGGACGAGGUGGGUCAGUUCUCGUACGACAGCCUGUCCCAGGUCCACUGGGUGUCCUUCCUCGACGGACGCCAGCGGGUGUUGUUGUUCACGGAGGACGUUGCCGUGGUGACGAAGGCCCGGCAGGCCGAGGAGCUAGAGCAGUUCCAACAGGAAGUCAAGGUGUCUCUGCAGCACCUGGGCCUGUCCCUGGUCAACAACGCCACACGCCAGGAGAUCGCUUACAUCGGCAUCCCCAGUUCUGGGGUAGUGUGGGAGAUGAAGCCUAGGAACAGAUGGAAGUCUUUCAGUCAGAAGAACAUCGACCUGCUAGAGAAAACCUUCCAGAGUCAGAAGAGAGGCUGGGUCACACUGGAGAGUAACCUGGAGGUGAACCUGAGCGACGCCAUCAUGAUGAUGCGUCGACCCAUUUCCUGUCCGGUGAGGAGGAACUUCCUGUCUGGGAUACAGGUGGAGUUCAAGCAGUCACCGCACCAACGCUGUCUGAGAGCCCAGCUACACUGGCUGCAGGUUGAUAACCAGUUGCCCGGAGCGAUCUUCCCGAUCGUUUUCCAUCCAGUUCCUCCACCGAAAUCCAUCGCCCUUGACUCAGAGCCGAAGCCGUUCAUUGAUGUGUCCGUCAUCACCCGUUUCAACCGCCACAGCAGCGUCAUGCAGUUCAAGUACUUCAUGGCUCUGGUUCAGGAGAUGGCGGUGAAGAUCGAUCAGGGUUUCCUGGCGGCCAUCUUGGCUCUGUUCACCCCGGCUGCUGAUCUGCACACCGACCGACAGAAGUCGCGGCUACUGGAGCGAGAUCUGCAGCUGCUGCAGACGGAGCUGACGGAGGCGUCUCUCACCGACUCGUCAGGACUCAGCUUCUUCCAACAUUUCCACAUCUCUCCCAUCAAGCUCCAUCUGAGCUUGUCUCUGGGCUCCGGCGGCGAUGAGGAUUCGGCGGCGGAGACGGCGGCGCUGCAGUCUCUCAACCUGCUGCUGAAGAGCAUCGGCGCCACGCUGACUGACGUCGAUGACCUCAUCUUCAAACUGGCGUUCUUUGAGGUUCGGUACCAGUUCUACCGCAGAGACAAGCUGAUGUGGGCGGUGAUCCGACACUACACUGAACAGUUCCUGAAGCAGAUGUAUGUCCUGGUUCUGGGUCUGGACGUCCUGGGAAAUCCUUUCGGACUCAUCAGAGGUCUGUCAGAGGGAGUGGAGGCCUUCUUCUACGAGCCGUUCCAGGGAGCUGUUCAGGGUCCCGAGGAGUUUGCUGAAGGUUUUGCGAUUGGAGUCCGCAGCCUGCUGGGCCACACUGUCGGCGGCGCUGCCGGCAUGGUGUCACGGAUCACCGGCUCGGUGGGGAAGGGGCUGGCAGCCAUCACUAUGGACAGAGACUUCCAGCAGAGACGGAGGGAGGAGAUGAACCGCCCGCCACGCGACUUCGGAGAGAGUCUGGCUAAAGGAGGAAAAGGACUGCUGAAGGGAGUCGUGGGCGGAGUCACCGGCAUCGUCACCAAGCCUGUGGAGGGAGCCAUGAAGGGGGGGGCGGCUGGCUUCUUUAAAGGCAUCGGGAAGGGUCUGGUGGGGGUGGUUGCCCGGCCGACCGGCGGCAUCGUGGACAUGGCCAGCAGCACCUUCCAGGGCAUCCAGAGAGGCCAUGAAAGAGCGGCGGAGUCGACAGAGGAAGUGACCAAACUGCGUCCGGUGCGUCUGAUCCGAGAAGACGGGAUCAUCCGACCCUACGACCUGACGGAGUCGCAGGGCUUCGACCUCUUCCAGCCUGAUGAGGAAUUAACGGAUCAACGUGAUUCAUUCUGAAUCAGUUCACUCCUUCAUUCCUCAUCCUUUCAUCCCUAGGACUAGUUGACUCCUUCAUUCCUCAUCCUUUCAUUGUUAAGACUAGUUCACUCCUUCAUGCCUCAUCCUUUCAGCCUUUCACCCCUAGGACUAAUUCACUCCUUCAUUCCUCAUCUUUUCAUCCUUACAUCCUUACAUCCUUACACCCUUUCAUUCUUACAUCCUUACAUCCUUUCA